AAGUCAACGCCUAGCAGAUAGUUUGGGAAUGUUUUUGUAUGUUGCAAAGGCCCAAAACAUUUAAAUCCCUCUUAUCAAUCAAAUAAUCAGAUUAACAAAAAGUUUCCAAAAAUAAAAAAAAAAAAAUUAAUCAUGGCAACUGAUUUGGAGCAACCUUUGAUACAGACCAACAAUUCAAGCACACAACUUCAUCAAACUCCAAACUUGCAAAAUAAAGAUGCCAAAAAGCAAGAGGAAGAUGAUGUGAAAUGGGAGAAGAGCUAUUUUGAGAUAAUGGGAUUGUGUUGUUCAUCAGAAGUUCCAUUGGUUGAAGGAAUUGUAAAGCCAUUAAAGGGUGUUAAGGAGAUUUCGGUUGUUGUUACGACCAAGACGUUGACGGUUGUUCAUGAUAUUCACACCAUUUCUCCUUCUCAAAUUGUUCAAGCACUGAAUCGAGCAAGGUUAGAAGCAAGUGUUCGACCUAGAGGAGAAAGUAGCUACACAAGAAAAUGGCCAGGGAAGUGGGAUGUUGUCUGUGGUGUACUUCUUCUGUUGUCCUUUUUGAAAUAUGUUUACCAACCUAUGCAAUGGAUUGCCAUUUUGGUUGUCCUCAUUGGCAUUCCAAACAUUAUUUGGAGAAGUAUUGCAUCUAUCAGAAAUCUCACAUUAAAUGUCAAUGUCAUUGUUCUGAUUGCAGUUGGAGGAACAAUAGCUCUGCAAGACUACACAGAUGCAGCAAUUAUCGUCUUCCUGUACAAUAUAGCUCAGUGGCUCGAAUCAAGAGCUAGUUACAAGGCUAUGUCUGUAAUGUCAUCUCUGACAAGUAUGACACCUCUGAAAGCAACAAUGGCUGAAACUGGUAAACAAGUUGAUGUCACAACUGUGAAUCUAGGAACCAUUAUCGCAGUCAAAGCAGGUGAAGUUAUUCCUAUUGAUGGAGUUGUUGUGGAGGGUAAAUGUGAAGUGGAUGAGAAGGCUUUGACAGGUGAAUCAUUCCCUGUGUUCAAAGAAAUUGGUUCAUCAGUUUGGGCUGGCACUAUCAAUUUGAACGGUUACAUCACUGCAAGAACCACUAUGUUAGCUGAAAACUGCUUAGUAGCAAGGAUGGUGAAUCUAGUAGAAGAAGCUCAAAGCAGAAAAGCUAAAAUCCAGACAUUCAUUGAGGACUGUGCAAAGUGGUACAUUCCCAUCGUUGUUCUGAUGUCUGCUAGUAUUGCUGUUAUUCCUGUUGUGUUACAAAUUGCUGAUAAAACGCAUUGGUUUCAUCUCGCCUUGGUUGUACUAGUGAGUGCGUGUCCCUGUGCACUAGUCAUCUCUACUCCGGUCACAAUCUUCUGCGCGCUUUCAAAGGCCGCGACAGCAGGGCUUCUCUUCAAAGGUGGGGAUUACCUUGAGCUUCUUGCUAAAGUCAAGACUGUUGCCUUUGAUAAAACUGGGACAAUCACAACUGGAGAUUUUGUUGUUACACAUUUUCAGUCCCUGCAUGAAAUAAUCAGCAUUGAGAAGUUACUCUUCUGGGUUUCGAGCAUUGAGAGUAAAUCGAGCCAUCCAAUGGCAUCAGCACUUGUCAACUACGCUGCAUCACAUUCCAUUGAUCCAAUGUCUGAAAUGGUGGAAGACUUUCAUAAUUACCCAGGAGAAGGGAUACACGGAUACAUUGAGGGUGCACAUGUCUACAUCGGGAAUUACAGAAUUUCUCAACGAGCAGGAUGUAACGAAAAUCAUAACAUUGAGUUGCAUAAGAUGGAAGAAAAAGCGAGUGGAUUUAUAUACAUGGGAGAAACUUUGGUUGGAACUUUUAGUCUUUCUGAUGAUUGUAGAUCAGGAGCCAUGGAAGCAAUCAAAGAGUUAAAGAAAUCAGGUAUUAGAACAGUUAUGCUUACUGGUGAUAAUCAUGCUGCGGCUCAACAGGUGCAGUUUCAGCUGGGGGAAGCUCUUGACACAAUCCAUGCACAACUACUACCAGAAGACAAAGCUAAAAUCAUCUCAGAACUAAAGAAAGACGGAUCAGUAGUAGCCAUGGUAGGAGACGGAAUCAACGACGCACUCGCUUUAGCUACAACAGACAUCGGAAUUUCAAUGGGGUUAUCAGGUUCUGCACUCGCAAUGGAAACAGGACACGUAAUUCUCAUGUCAGACGACAUCAGAAAAAUACCAGAAGCCAUUCAAAUAUCCAAGAAAGCAUCCAGAAAAAUCGUGGAGAAUGUAAUCAUAUCAUUCUCUACAAAGGGUUUAGUUCUAGCAUUUGCUUUAGCUGGGUAUUCUAUGUUGUUAGUUGCUGUUGUGACAGAUGUUGGGACGUGUUUGCUGGUGAUAUUGAACAGUAUGUUGCUUUUACGAGGGACUGAAGAAUGUAAGAAGAUGAGUUCUUCUGUAAUUGUAAAGAAAAUUGGGUGUUGUGAUGGUAAAAAGAAAGAAGAGAGUGUGAUUAAGAUGGGGUGUUGUAAGAAGAAGGGUUUGAAUUCUGGGUCAAAGUGCAGAAAUUCGAGUUCAGUUGGUGUUGUGAUUGCAUAGAUGGAUAUUGAUACUUUGUGGUGGUAAGUAUGUAAUUAGUUGUUGUGAAAAAUGGGAACAGAGUUAUAAACA
Spinacia oleracea (spinach) is the source of this 2565-nucleotide messenger RNA. Its product is annotated as putative inactive cadmium/zinc-transporting ATPase HMA3. Gene Ontology annotation, cellular component: membrane. The transcript is spliced from 10 exons. The record is from RefSeq and is a predicted model, not a curated record. Gene Ontology annotation, molecular function: ATPase-coupled monoatomic cation transmembrane transporter activity; ATP hydrolysis activity; metal ion binding. The coding region runs from base 133 to 2493 and encodes 786 amino acids. Gene Ontology annotation, biological process: transmembrane transport; monoatomic cation transport. Lineage: Eukaryota; Viridiplantae; Streptophyta; Magnoliopsida; Caryophyllales; Amaranthaceae.